GAUUCCCUUGAGGCGGGGGGAGGAUUGGCCGGCGGCGUACCGGCAUUGCCCCAUGGAUGGCGAUUCCUCACGCUGUUGCGUCGUGGCAUGGUGGCAUGCCGGGUGGGGGGAGCCAGCUUUUCAGCUCUAUACCGGUUUGUUGUUUGGAUUGCCCUUGGCGGUGACCACUUUCAAUCGCUACAGCCGGGCAGCGGAAGCCUUCGGCAGGCGGCUCCUGGCCAUCUUGGUUUCCAUGUAUUUCGACGACGCCCACUUUACUGACGGGGCUGUUCGGCCCAGGCCUCUUUUGCGUACCUUCCUUGGCCUCGACUUUGACUUUGGUGCCUGCCUGCGAAGUGGCCUUGCGCGUUUCUUUGUCCGUGAUCGACUUGUUGAGAAGGUCCGCGACCUCAUCGAACAAGCAGUGCAAACGCAGUCCUUGCCUCCAGGACUUGCUGCAAAAAAUUAUGGCACAUGCAACUUCUUGGAGCAAGGCAUGUAUGGUCGUGUUGGGGCCAGCGGGUUGCGCGCGAUCCGGGAGCGAGCUGAUGAGGGCGGUAGGGAGUUGACCCCACCGAUUCUGUCCUGUUUUGCUCUCAUACGGGCAGUGCUUGCCGCUCGCCCGGAAAGACAGUUCGACAUCCUUCCCCGGGUGUGGCCCCGGUUUCUUGCUGCGAGUGACGCAGCUGAAGAUGAUCCCGGCCAAGGCUCGGGCGGCUUCCACCUGGUUUGGCUUGUCCGGGAGAGCUUUGUUGCCGCUAUUGGUCCAGAAGUGUAUGCGUGCUCCACUCCCGGUGACCAGAAAAUCGCCCAGCUAGAGCUCGCAAUGGUCUUGUACGCCCUCGCAGUUCGAGCCCCGUCCUUUCGUGGCAGGCGUGGCUUCUGGUACAUUGACUUUGCCUUACGCACAUCUUUCUUCUUCGAGUAUAUUCCGUCCAAAAACGAAUUGGGCUGA
Symbiodinium necroappetens is the source of this 934-nucleotide messenger RNA. The record is from the annotation of a GenBank genome assembly. NCBI's taxonomy places the organism in Eukaryota, Dinophyceae, Suessiales, Symbiodiniaceae.